CCUAAAGCCAGAUGGGGUAGGGCUCUAGUUUGUAUCUCUCCAGGAGGAAAAUCUUUCCAAGAAGAACCCCAAAGUAUUUCCACGAAUGUCUCUGAAUGUACAACGACGACCUCACAAACUUGGAAAACUGCAAGGAGCUGCAGCUGGAGAAGCACAAGGGCGAGAUCCUGGGCAUGUUGGUGGCUGAGUCAGGCUGGGGCUCCAUCCUGCCCACGGUGAUCCUGGCCAACAUGAUGAAUGGUGGCCCAGCUGCCCGCUCUGGGAAGCUGAGCAUCGGGGACCAGAUCAUGUUCAUCAAUGGCACCAGCCUGGUGGAGCUGCCCCUUGCCACGUGCCAAGGCAUCAUCAAGGGCCUGAAGAACCAGACACAGGUGAAGCUCAACAUUGUCAGCCGUCCCCCAGUCACCACAGUCCUCAUCAAGCGGCCAGACCUCAAGUACCAGCUGGGUUUCAGUGUGCAGAACGACAUUGAGUCCCCGCUUCUGCCCUGGGCUGCCGCCACCACUACAGGGGCCAGGGAGGGGGAGCAGCUUCUGUCUGAUGGGGCAGGCUAUGCCCGGCAGCCUGGCAGGACCCAGGCCAUGGGCACAGCUGCCCACAGCCAGGCCACCAGGGCACAUGCUUUCCACGGCUCUCUGUGA
This is a messenger RNA of Callithrix jacchus (white-tufted-ear marmoset), 641 nucleotides long. NCBI's taxonomy places the organism in Eukaryota, Metazoa, Chordata, Mammalia, Primates, Cebidae. The record is from RefSeq and is a predicted model, not a curated record.